Molecule: messenger RNA, 972 nt
Organism: Arachis ipaensis
Lineage: Eukaryota; Viridiplantae; Streptophyta; Magnoliopsida; Fabales; Fabaceae
Source: RefSeq, a predicted model, not a curated record
AUGGCGCGCCAAGUGGAGAAUGACGUGGACAUAAACAGGCUGAACGAGACGACACAUUACGCCGGAGCGGCCGACUUCGAGGUUAGUUUCGUCAUGGUUGUUAAAUUUAAUGAUGUUGCCAUUGUUAGGCUAGUCAUGAAGAUCUGGAACAGGCCUCGCCUCCUACUGCCUCGGCGAGUGAGCCAUACUUUACCUCCACCGGACGCCAUCGUCCCGUAUCUGGUUGAGGCCGGAUUCGGCGACACCGUGCCCCUCAGGAAUUUUAUUUUUGACAAUUCCUUGAUUUCAGCACUGGUGGAGCGAUGGCGUCCAGAGACGCACAUGUUUCAUCUCCCGUGGGGUGAGGUGGUACCAUACAGAGACGUAGGCAUUGGUGGAGCAGCUCCUCGGUGUCAGGCCUCCCGUGGCAGCACAGGAGGUGGCAUAGAGGAAGGAGUCGUUCACGCUGAAGCUUGUGUGGCUACGGGAUCGUGUCCACCAGAUGCCCCAGACAGAGGAUCCCGAGUCCUUCCGACAGACUUUGCGGAGUGUAGAGCGUUUUUCUGGGGCUCGGCUGUGCUGGUCUGGAUGUAUCAAUCCCUUUCUUUGGCGGCUCAGCGGGACGUCACGGAUAUCAAUGGCUGCACUCCGUUGUUGAUGUCUUGGAUUUAUCAGAGAUUCCCCCAGUGGUGUCCACCAGAUAGAGGCGUCUACCAGUAUCCGUUGGCUACGAGGUUGGUUAGAUUGCCGCAACAGAGUAGGGAUCAGCAUGAGGCCAGGGUCCUGCGUUGGAGGGUUUCCCUCGACCGGCUACGUUUCGACGAGUUUGCAUGGAAAGUCUACGAUGACCCUGCCCUGCAGGCUUUGUGUCCGCCCUGGUUUCGUGAGGAGGAGGAGUGGGGGACAUGGUUGUCAGCCGUUCCCCUAUUGUGCUUCAAUAUCGUCCGAUUUCACCAUGUAGAUCGGGUGAAACAGCAGUUCAUUGGAGAGUAG